Medicago truncatula (barrel medic) is the source of this 2048-nucleotide messenger RNA. RefSeq names its product putative nuclear RNA export factor SDE5. Bases 203 to 1687 code for a protein of 494 amino acids. Lineage: Eukaryota; Viridiplantae; Streptophyta; Magnoliopsida; Fabales; Fabaceae. The record is from RefSeq and is a predicted model, not a curated record. The transcript has 12 exons.
CUCCUUGUUUGGCAAGAUUCAAAACUCAUUUUUGCAUUUUGAAUUAUUAUUUAUUUUUUUGUAUAGAUCAUUCAAUUUUUACAUUCAGUUGGCUAUAUAAAUCAUUCAAAACGAAAGUGAGAGCAAUUGUUGAUAACUUUCUACUAUAUCAUUCUCUUAGCACACACAACACUAUCCAAUUCAGUGUUCGAGCAUAAUUAGGAUGGAAGUCGCUGGCCAGAACAUGGUUGCAUAUGAUGAAGAUCAGGCGUUGAAGUGCCUGUAUGAUGUCUUUGGAGGUUCGUGUUCACUUGACGAUAUAGCUCAUGCCUAUUGCAAGGCAAAUCGGAAUGUAAACUUGGCUGGGGAAAUUUUGUAUGAUAUGAAGGGGAGCUCCUCAACCUCUGGAAACCAUUCAUCUAACUCCGAUGCCUUUGAAAAGUCUUCAGAAUCAUCUGAUGGACAGUCCUUUGAAAGUUCCUUCCAUGGAAGUAAAAACUCAAGGCCCAAAGUUCGCCCAGUUUCAGCUGGUACUGUUUCAAGCGUUAUUGGUAAAAGUUAUGUUAGAUCCACGCCAUCUACAAGCGGGCCUAAAGUGAUGACUAAACCGCCUAAGUUGGACGCAAAGGACCUGCCUAUGACUGGAAUCUAUCGUGAAACGAGUGUGUCAAAGCCAAAUUCUUCAAAGCGUGACCAGCUUCAAGAGGACAUGGAGGAGUUCUUGUUUAAAAUGCUUGGAGUUGGUUUUAAGCUUGAUAGAAAAAUGAUACGCGAAGUUCUUGAUAUGUGCGGGUAUGACUUGCAAAAGGUAUAUAAUGAAAUCAUUCAGAGCUUGGAUACACUACUAGAUCAAUCAGUAAUGGAUUCGGACAAAAGGCCAGCUGCUGUUUGUGAUUCAUCUGUUAAGUUUGCAGAUGUGAAAACAAAAUCUGAAGCACCAGUAUCUGAAAAAAAGUCUCAGGAUUUAAAUUGUAUCAGAGGUGAUGGAAACAUAGUUUCUGUUAAAGAGACACGUGACAUUCAAAAAGAAGUCUUGUCUAAUUUGUUCAGUUAUCGUGAAUAUGUUGAGGAACCACGUAAAAGAAUUGUAAGGGAUGUGAAUAAGAAAUCACCAUAUGGAGUUGGACAUGUGGUAUUUGAACCUCCCAAAGAUACAAUGGAAGAACACAAGAUUGACAUGGACUUCAGGCGACGAGAAAACGAAGAUGAUGCUGAGGAUGAAGCAGAUUACCAAAGUGCACGGAAAGCUGUGAAGGAAUAUCGGGUGACAAUGAAGGAAUAUUAUAAAGCGGCUGUUGAUGCAUUCGCAAAUGGAGAUCAGGCUAAGGCUGAAAAAUUGCUAGACCAGGGGCAAUUUUACCUGAACAAGGCACGUGAAGCUGAUGACGAAUGUAGUAAAAUGAUUCUUGAAACCAAAGCGGAAGAAACACAAGAAAUGGUCCUUGACUUGCGUGAUCAUGAACCAAAGGUUGCUAUUAGACUGCUGAAGACCCAUCUUUCUUCCCUUUCUGGUAUUUCAUCAUUCGAGUACCUCAAGGUUAUCUUUGAUGCAAAUGAUCAAGCUAACAAGAAAAGGUCUACCAGAGUAAUGGUGUUAAAACUAUUAGAGCAGGAGUCUAUAAAGUGGGUUGAAGGAGAAACGGCUGGGACAAUAUUGAUCCGCUUAGAUAACAUUGAUCGUAAUCGGUUGAGUUUUUACAAACCAUAGCAUCUUUGCUGUGAAUCAAGGAUGGUGGUUUAUUACACCAUUGUCUUAUUACUGAUUACUUAACAAAUGAAUGGCUAUCCAACCUCCAUGAUGUGCAAGUAGUUUACUAUUUGUCAAUUUUGGAACUGGGGUUGUUGAAGUGAGGUUGGUUGUUUGGUCCCAAAUAUAGUUGACAUGAUUUUUUUUGCAAAUAUUAACUGAAAUAUGAGGAUCCAAAUUGAAAAAUACUAGUUUUGUCUCUUGCCUCUUGCUUGGCACAUGUGAUUCUGUAAACAUGAAUUGUCCGUGCUAGUGAAAUGUAAAUGUUGUUUCACUUGAACGUACGGAAUAUAUGAAGCUUUGACUCUUCAAGAUUAUUAUA